AAGAAUAUGAAGACUCCGGCAUUGCCAAUCUGUCCUUUUGCGCUCCAAUACAUGCCAAUUGUUCAUAGCAUGUAUCGAGAACCAGUCUCAAAUGAUUGGUUUCUCAUCUGCACUCUUUUGUGUUUUUCCAUCGAUCACACCAUAUAGCUUCCACCCACUCAUCAUCUACAGACUACAUAUGUUGUAAUCUACAAUAGCUUUAGCUUCCUAUCGAGAUCAUCAUCAAUGGCGCCCAAUGAAGAAGAAGAAGACCCAACAAUCAUUAAGCUCGAAUCAGCACGUUCAUCUAUCAAAAUUCUACUUCAGAACUCGGCAGAGAUGGAAGAAAGCUUGGAAAGAAUGGACAAAGACUUUGAUCGAAUAGCCGAAUCUCUUUCAACAUCUUCAAGAAGAGUAGCUCCUUUACACUCUCUGUCAAUAACAACCAAAGCUCUUGAAACAAGAAUUAACAGAUCUGUCUCUCCUGCUCUUUCGCUUCUUGAUAACUUUAAGCUUUGCGAGUCCCUUCAAAGCAAGCUCCUCGACCUUUCCUCCAAAUUAUCCGCGGAGAAGAAACGAAAAAGAAGGCUCAAGAACUUGCUUAGCUAUGUUGAUUGUGUUGAUCAGUUAAACUCGGUCAUAGAAGUGAUUAGUCGAGAUGGUGAGCCGGUGACUCAGAGGCUUCAAGAGGUGGUGGAGUUCUUGAGCAGGACUAAAGCCACGGAUCAGUAUAACACUCACAGGUUGAGAGAGACUCUGGUCACUCUCAAAGCCCUCUAUGAGACAGAGGUUGAUGCCAUGAAAUUUGAUGGGUUGCUUGAUGAGGCAUUACUCAGUUUGCAAGAUGAGUAUGAAAGCAUAUUGCAGAAAUUGAGACAUCAAGAUACUACAGAUGAUUUCAAUGCUAAUUCUGAAGCUGAGAUGGCUGCUUCUGAUCUGGGUACGGAGUUGGAGGUUGCAGUUCUAAGAAAAAUCUCUGAAACUUUAGCUGCCAAUGAUUGUUUGGACAUUUGUAUUGAUAUCUACGUCAAGGUUAGAUACAGAAGAGCAGCAAAAGCACUAAUGCAACUAAACCCAGAUUAUCUGAGAACAUAUACCCCGGAAGAAAUCGAUGAAAUGGAGUGGGAAACCUUGGAGACAGCAAUAGGCUUCUGGGUUCAACACUUUGAGCUUGCAGUGAAAACAGUUUUAGUAUCAGAAAAGAAACUAAGCAAUCAAAUUCUAGGAGGAAUUUUUGACGGAGUUAUCUGGCCGGAAUGCUUUGUGAAGAUAGCUGACAAGAUAAUGGCAGUCUUUCUGAGAUUCGGAGAGGGUGUCGCGAGGAGCAGCAAAGAGCCUCAAAAGCUUUUCAAGCUCUUGGACAUGUUCACUUUGUUAGAGAAGCUUAAAACAGAAUUCACAGAGAUUUUUGAAGGCGAAGCUGGAGCGGAUAUUUGUACUAGAUUCAGAGAAUUAGAAAAACUUCUUGUCCACGCUUCAACUAAGGUGUUUUGGGAGUUUGGCCUCCAGAUUGAAGGCAAUUCAGAUGGUUUACCUUUGCCCGCAAAUGCUUCAGUCCCAAAACUUGUUAGAUAUGCCAUUAAUUUCCUCAAAUACCUUGCGACCGAGACUUACAGUGCAUCCAUGGCUAAAGUUCUCCAGACAGAACAAAUAUGGAAGGCCGGGAUCCUAUCGAAACCUGAAACAAGCGAAAGUUUACUCAAAGAUGCUGUCUUGAACAUCAUGGAAGCUCUUCAAAGAAAUGUAGAGGCAAAAAAAUCGCGUUACAAGGACAAAGUUCUGCCUCAUGUGUUUGCCAUGAACACAUACUGGUACAUAUACAUGAGAAGUAAAAACACAGAACUUGGGAGGUUAAUUGGAGAGCAAUAUAUGAAAAAGAAGUACAAAAUUGUUGCUGAAGAAGCAGCUUACAUGUAUCAAAGACAAGCUUGGGGACCACUGGUUGGAUUGCUUGACAAAGAAGAAAUGAAGAGAAGGAGCAUUUCCGCGGACAUUAAAGCUGUCGCAAGAGGGAACAUAGAGAGUUUUUUGAAGGAAUUGGAAGAGAUUUCAAAGAAACACAUAGAGUCUAUUAUCAUUCCUGAUGUGGAUUUGAGAGAUCAAAUCAAAGAAGCAACAACAAAGCUGGUGGUUUCAACUUAUACAGAGUUCUUGAACUAUUACUCAAAGAUACUACCAGUGAAAUCAUACACUAGUCCUGAAACAAUUCAAGAGUUCUUGGGUCAAAUCUUUAGUGGUGGUGAUAGAGUGGUUGAUGGGAGGUUGAGGCGCCUUGGAUCAAAGGAUCUUAUUCGUGGAGAGACCUCGGCGUCUAUGGAAAGAGACGUCAAGGCUUUUCGACGUACCAGAUCAAAUAGAUCAAAUACCAGUGAUCUGUAAGAGUUUUAUUUUCAGGUGACAUAGUACGUUGUUUGAAGUGAUUAACUAUUAUGGUCAAGAAUGUCUGUCCGUUUCUCAUUUGUUAGUGUGCAAGUCUUUAGAUCCAUUAGCGAUUUCUCUAACUCGGUUCAGAGACAUUUUUUUUUCCUGUAUGUAUGUUUCAAUUUCUCGUCCUUUUCUUCCCUUGCCAACCUGCAAUGAUUUCAAUG
Molecule: messenger RNA, 2567 nt
Organism: Tripterygium wilfordii
Lineage: Eukaryota; Viridiplantae; Streptophyta; Magnoliopsida; Celastrales; Celastraceae
Product: exocyst complex component EXO70I-like
Exons: 2
Coding region: 226-2358 (710 amino acids)
Biological process (GO): exocytosis
Cellular component (GO): exocyst
Molecular function (GO): phosphatidylinositol-4,5-bisphosphate binding
Source: RefSeq, a predicted model, not a curated record